AUGCCCUUACGGACUCUUCUGCCCUCAGCGCCUGGCUUGGGUCUGUCACACCGGAGACACAGCAGUAUCGUCGAAGAUGCGCCGGCAACCUCGACCUCCAAUGCUCCGCUAUCUCGCACUCGGACUCAGAGCAACUCAUUGAAACGGCUGAGCCUGAGCCUGUCGCGCACCAGCGACGAGCCCUUCCCUCCGCUCUUGACGGCGGGGCCCGAAGAACCUCCUCGACAGAGACCCUCGACCCAGCCUGGUGCGGCGCCUGAACACGUCCGACUGCUGCAUGGUACCGGCAAUCCGGCAGCCUCCUUGAAUGAAGAAGAUAGAGAAGAACAACGAAAUGCGGUUGAGGAUGACCGCGGUGACCUCCCUCUGUCCGCACCUCAGAGGCUGUCGCAGUUAGGAAUGAGGCAUGCGUCAGAUCCGCAGCUGUCCACCAGAUUCCGGAAUGAGGAGCACAAUGCCCAGGGAGCCAUCGCUCCUCCCCAAAUCAUUACCACCGCACCCACAACAGACGAGGCGGAUGAGUCGACGCAAAGACCGUCCAAACGCAAAUUGUUCACCAGAGCCCCGAGCCCCUUUCGAAAGAGCCAAAGCUUCAAACGAACGAUACUGGACCCUUUCAAAGGCGCCAGCGCCGCAGAUGCUGCAGACGGAGAUGCCACCUCGUCAAAAUCGGAGCUGCCCAGGAGUACCACAUCUUUCGAACGUCUACCCAGGCUCAAGACCGGGCAUCGAGCGAUGGCGCCACCGGCAUAUGGCGACGACUCCUCAUCGUCGCUAGCAAUACCUGUUACCAGAUUUUCAGAAUCGUCCCGAUCUGAUGAUAGCUCUGGCGACCAUCACGUCUACGCCAAAACCACCACUACUCAUACCAUCUCCACCACGACCACUUUCUUCAAACUUAAGAGGCGGAAGAAGGACAAAGGCCCGUUGUUUCCCUUGCCGGAAAAGUUCUCGAGGCCGGCCUCAGGCCGGACGACCACAUCUCACACUCCUUCCGAAUCGACGGCGGGGAGGAAGUCUAUGUCGCCGAGUAGGAGAUCAAAUACUGCCGUGAGAUUCGACACUGAGCCGAGCAGACACGACUCGGCCAGCGCUUCGCCAACCCAGUCGGCCGUGGCCCUCACCAACGCUCCGUUUGGAUCACCUGGGGCGACUAUCGUACGGCAGAAUUCAAAUUGGUCCACGUAUUCUGGCAACUCGACUCCGUCGGUGUCGCUUGCGCCUCCACGGGUAUCAGGUAGGGGGAGAUCGUCGACCCUGAGCUCGCUUGGAAAAUCAAACGAGAGAUUGUCCGACCCCUCUGCUCAGUCAGGCUCAGCGCGAACCUCGACGUCGACCAGCGGGAGACGAAGCUUUGGAGAUCUUUUGACCCUGCCUCAUAGACUACGCCAGAAUUCGGCGCCCGCAAAAGGGACCGGGAGCGGGUCAAGUCCAGGCACUCCCGGUUCGAAAUCCAAUUCCUUACAUUUACCUCGAGAGCCAGACACAGAGCGAGUGUAUCCCAAGCGAGAAGACGGUGACACGCCGGCAAGUUAUCUGGAAAGGUUGGAGGCUGCCGUCCCACGAAGUGGAAUGGCCUCUAUCCUGUGCAAAAGCGCGGACGAUUUCUCCAGAACAUGCUUGCGCAAGUAUAUGCGUGGCUUUUCGUACUUUGGCGACUCCAUCGACAUCGCAAUCCGCAAAAUGCUGAUGGAGGUGGAGCUUCCGAAAGAGACUCAGCAGAUCGAUCGACUCCUCAAUGGCUUCGCAGACCGAUACUAUGAGUGCAACCCCGGAAUCUUUGCCUCGACUGAUGACGCGCAAUUCGUUGCGUUCUCCAUUCUGCUGUUGCAUUCCGAUGCGCACAACAAGAACAACAAGCGGAAGAUGCAGAAACAGGACUAUGUCAAGAACACGCAACACGGCUCGGUGCAAAUAGCUAGUGAUAUCCUGGAAUGCUUCUACGACAAUGUGUGCUAUACGCCCUUCAUCCACUUCGAGGAUGAGAUUGCCGUCAACAGUCACCGCCUAUCAGUGCCCAAGGCCAAAAGAAGCUUGAUCAAAACGAAAAGCCUCGAAAGCCUCCGUGGUCCCGUUGAUCCCUACACUCUGAUAUUGGACAACAAGUUGGACGUUUUGCGCCCGUCCCUGAAAGAUGUGAUGGACACGCAUGAUUGUUACUGUUCCACCGGAACGUCCAGUGCGUUCGACACGAACGCGCUUCAUCGAGCUUUCCUCCACUCGGCCGUCUUGCAAAUCAUCUCUGCGAGGUCCAGACCGGACGCUUUCCAGUCACAGACCUCCAUCAGUAACCCUGGCGACACCCAGGCCGGGAUUGUCAGUAUCAAGAUUGCGAAAGUCGGCUUGCUGUGGCGCAAGGACCCGAAGAAAAGAAAGGCCAAAAGCCCUUGGCAAGAAUGGGGCGCUUUGUUGACGGACUCGAAGUUAUAUUUCUUCAAGGAUGUCGGCUGGGUCAAGAAGCUGAUGUCUCAGUCGGAGUCCCAUGCGAGGUCUGCCCUUCAAUCCGCGCCACUGACCUUCAAGCCUCCUUUGAGUUCCUUCGAGCCUGAUGCGCUGAUGUCCAUGGAUGAUGCCGUGGCGUUGCUGGAUUCAAGCUACAAGAAACACAAGAAUGCCUUUGUGUUUAUCAAGCACGGCGGAUUUGAGGAAGUUUUCCUAGCCAACAGCGAAUCGGAGAUGAACGACUGGAUUGGCAAGCUCAACUACGCAGCCACCUUUCGUACGGCUGGUGUGAGAAUGCGCGGUCUGCUAGGUGCCAACUACGAAGGACGUCAUCUGCUACGAAAGGACUCUGACUUCUCUACCAAGAGCGGCGACACGCCGCAGAAAGACAAGAGAUUCGACGCCCAACUGGCAUGGGAAAUCAUGUUCUACCGCCGCCAGCUGAUCAAUGAGAAAAUCAGUGACUUUGACGAAAGAAUCGCUGUGGCACAAAAGGAGCUCGACAAUCUUCUUCGGAAUGCUCGGCAUCUCCUCAUCUUACUUCCUAUCCAACAAAAGACACGGGAAGCUCUUGUUCUCGCCGCUGGUCGAAUGUCGGCCAAGUUGAAAUGGACCCGAGUCGAGCUGUGGCGAACGAGGACGCACCGAGACAUCUUGGCCAAAGAUCUCGAGGAGGAGGGUGCCACGGCAUUUCCUGUUCCCAAGGGUUCCUCGCUAUCGACGCCGCAAAAGACGACUCCUCUCAAAACCGGCCCACAAGAACUUGGACGUACCGUCACCGACACGAGUCAUGUCACGUUGUCGCCAGUCAGCGCGACUUCUUCGAGGCCGUCCAAUAUUGCUGACAAGGUCAAGACCCCGGAAAGUGCAAGUAUACCUACGGACCAUAGCAUGCUGGAUCUCCCGUCAGCCGUUAGCCCUUCUUUGUCAAUGGAUCCUGCGUUGUCGCGGCAUGAGAGCAUCCAGGAGUCGCAUACGCUGUCACACCAGGUCUCCACCGCGAGUUCACGCCACAGUCGGGAUCGAGAUCGCCUUGGUCGGACGACAGACGACCCCGAGGAUAGGAUCCUGCGUGAGGCCGGCCUGACCAACCUGGAAGGCAGUGUGACGAAGGACCGACGGCCGGAUACCAGCGAGUCCGAAAGAGAUCGAGUUGGUGCCAUCGCGGGGACCAUUUCCGGGGCGAUUGAUCCGUCAAAGUCUGGGAGCAUCCGUCGAAGUCUGCAACGCAGCUUGCGCGAGCCGCACCAUCACUCGUCACCCAGUAUCCAUCGCCAUAAGAGGGGGAAGGAGUCCGGGUCUAGUAUCGCCGCCACCGAGGACGGAGGCAAGUCGAUGCACAGUGAAGCUGAAGAGUUGAGGCGCGGCGUGGGUAGCUUCAUCCUGCAUGGUAAGAAGGCGUCGGUGAUCACCAUGUCUCCCGAGUGGCAACACAUGUCCAAUGAAGAGAGGCUGAAGCUCCGGAAGGCCGAAAACGACAAUGAGAAUGAAGAGGCAGUUGACGAAAGGAAACCCGCACAAAGUCGAGCAGAAGAUGCAUCCCAAGGGGCGAAAGCAGGCGGCGAAGAUGACGAAGAAGACGAAAUAGAGCAUUUUGACUCGCCGCGCUCGAGUCGCAAGCACAGCUUCGCAACCACAUCAGGAGAACAAUUCGUUGACGCCGAGACGGGAGAGACGAGCAGCAAUCGGUCUUCCUCGGACGGGAAUGCGGAGGCGUACGAAAAAGCCAUGGGCUCGCCACGAAAACAUUACGACUAA
Molecule: messenger RNA, 4200 nt
Organism: Cladophialophora carrionii CBS 160.54
Lineage: Eukaryota; Fungi; Ascomycota; Eurotiomycetes; Chaetothyriales; Herpotrichiellaceae
Exons: 2
Coding region: 1-4200 (1399 amino acids)
Biological process (GO): regulation of ARF protein signal transduction
Molecular function (GO): guanyl-nucleotide exchange factor activity
Source: RefSeq, a predicted model, not a curated record